This is a messenger RNA of Frankliniella occidentalis (western flower thrips), 2189 nucleotides long. Its product is annotated as potassium channel subfamily K member 6-like. Gene Ontology annotation, biological process: stabilization of membrane potential; potassium ion transmembrane transport. The record is from RefSeq and is a predicted model, not a curated record. Gene Ontology annotation, cellular component: membrane. The coding region runs from base 114 to 1418 and encodes 434 amino acids. Gene Ontology annotation, molecular function: potassium ion leak channel activity. NCBI's taxonomy places the organism in Eukaryota, Metazoa, Arthropoda, Insecta, Thysanoptera, Thripidae. The transcript has 6 exons.
UCCCCGGCUCAAAGCUCCCGCAGCGACCGACCGAUUCGAACCACGCGGCCGCAGCUCGCCGGGGGCCAUGACGGCUGCCCCGCGGCUGAGAUGACGACGCCGAAGUGCAGUCCAUGUCGUCCUGGGACUGCUGGGCGCGCGGCUGGAGCCGGGUGCGCAGCGCGCUCAGCCACGCCGCGCUGCUGCUCGCGCUCGCCGCCUACACCGCGGCCGGCGGGCUGCUCGUGCGUAAUGAUUGUGCUUGCCAGGUGUUUCGCGCCCUGGAGGGCCCCGCCGAGGCCGAGCGGCUGCACACGCUUCAGGCGGCCGUGCUGGAGGGGCGGAAGGGGCUGCUGGCCGCCCUGAUGCAGGCCGACGGCGCCAACGACACGCACGCCUCGUUUGCGCGCCGCCUGCACGAGUACGAGGUCGUGGUUCACGAGGCGUCCCGCGGCGGCGUCGAGGUCCCCGCCCUCACGGGCUCGCCGUCCGUGGACACCCCGCCGCGGUGGACGCUGCUGCAGGGCGUCUUCUUCGCCUCGACCGUGCUCACCACCAUCGGGUACGGGAACAUCGCCCCGGUCACGCUGUCAGGCCGGGUGUUCUGCCUGAGCUUCGCCCUCAUCGGCAUCCCCCUCACCCUGAGCGUCAUCGCCGACCUGGGCGUGCUCCUGGCGUCAGCCGUGUCCGCCAUCCCGUGCUGGGGGUGGUGCAGGUCGUGGUGGUCGCUGGACGACGGGGGCAAGGCGGCCAUGUGGCGCAACGGGCUCAUAGCCCUUGGCGCCGUGCUGCUUCUGUUCGUGUACCUGGCCGCGGGCGCCGCCAUGUUCACCCUGUGGGAGGACGGCUGGGACUUCUUCGACGGCUUCUACUUCUGCUUCAUCACCAUGACGACCAUCGGCUUCGGCGACCUGGUGCCGCGCCACCCUUCCUACACGCUGCUGUGCACGCUGUACAUCCUCAUGGGGCUGGCGCUCACCUCCACCAUCAUCGAGCUGGUGCGGCGCCAGUACGCGUCCUCGUGGCGGCGCCUGCAGCUGGCGCUGUCCGAGUCGGGCCCCGUCCUCGGCGACGCGCUCCGCCGCCUCGGCACCGUCUCGGACGUCCACCUCAAGGGCAUCCUGGCGGCCGUCAGCCUCGCGCGCCUCGUGCCCCAAGGUUGCGCCAGGGACGGCGCCGCUCCCCUCGCCGCGGCAGGCCAGGACGACGCCGAGGCCAAACGCAAGUGGGAGGAGGCCGUCACCAAGGUCCUGUACGAGAUGCAGGAGAAGGCCAGGAAGGAGGCCGAGGCCGAGCGGGAGCGGGAGGAGGUGGAGCGGGAGCGGGGUCUGCUGGGGCAGCGCAGGAGGGACCAGGACCAGGAGAAGGACAAGAGACGGCGCCGGGCCCACAACGACGGCAGGGUCAUCGAGAUCGUCAUCUACGAGACGACCGUGUAAGCAGGCUCGGGGGCGAGCGCCUCUCUUCCCUUAAAGGGCGACAUAGGUCGAUUGGUAAUAUAUUGACUUCAAUUCUUCAAUUUUAUUAAGUAGACGAAUUAAAUUAGAGUACAAAUCACUUCCAAGUCAAAGGAUACCUACAAAACAUGUUCAUGAUGAGGAACCUUUGAAAAUUCCUUUGUGUGUGAUUCCUCCAUUAAGUACUAUGAUUGCUAAUGUAUCAAACCCAUGAGUCCUUGCAAUGGAAGUCAGCCUGUCAUCAGCCCCCCAUCCCCUUUUUCGGAAACAUGUCUUCUGAUUAAAAUAAAAACAAUACAUUGAAAUCUUAAUUUGUAUCAAAUGGUCACAGAUUGAUAGGUUAUAGGUUGGGAGGAAGGAGCUGUUUCAAGCAUGCAGUCCCAGCCAAAAUUAAACAAAAUAAAACUGCAACUAUCAAGACCAAUUUUGGGGAGCAUUUUCAUUGAUAAUGGUGGAAUCACUCAUAUAUAAAAACACAACAGGUGAUCUCUCUCACUUAUUUGUAAGAGUAUUAGAGUAAAUACUUUGUACUUAAAGUUUUGCCUAACGAAUUUUCUGAGUAAAUUGCUUCUUUGGGCAAAAACAAAGAACAGAAAUGUCCGCAUUUAUGGAAUAACAAAAACCUAAUAAUCCUCAUCGGGCUCAAACAGCACAGAAUUCGAGACAGAAUUAGACAAAUCAUUGUUAAACUUAACCCUAAACGCUUUCAAACCAAACCAGGUUUCCAUUAAUCACAGUCAAAGGAAGACUAUA